AUGAAAUUCAGUACUCUCUUGGUCACUGUAGCUGCUGCUGCUCUCUGCUUGUUUGACGGCUCCACUGCUACCCCUACUGGUUUGACCACUCGUGCCACUAAUGGCAAGGUCAUUGUUGGCUACUUCCCCAACUGGCUCUAUGGUCGUUAUACUCCUUCCAUGAUUGAUUUCACAAAGUAUACUCACGUUUACUAUGCUUUUGCCAUUCAAAAUACUGCUACUACCCCUACUUGGUCUGAUUCCGGUGUCUUUGAUGACUACGUCCAAUACGGUUUCCCUAAGCUCGUCUCUUUGGCUCACGCUGCUGGCACCAAGGUCAUGGUCUCCGUUGGUGGUUGGUCGGGAAGCACCCAAUUCUCUCCCAUGGCAGCUUCUGCUUCCAACCGUGCUGCUUGGAUCAAGUGGAAUGUGGAUUUUGUCUCCAAAUACGGCACUGAUGGUGUUGAUAUUGAUUGGGAAUACCCUACUGCCAAGGGUGCUGGCUGUAAUGCUGUUAGCGAUAACGAUGUUGCCAACCUCAACACCUUGGUCAAGGAACUCCGUACUGCUCUCAACAGCAACUUCCCCAACAACUACAAGGAAAUCACUAUGGCUGUCCACAUCACACCUUGGGGUGGUGAUAACGAUGCUACUGAUGUUUCUUCAUUCGUGCCUUACAUUGAUCGUUUCCAUGUCAUGGCAUUUGAUGUCAAUGGUGCCUGGAACAGUACCAGUGGCCCCAACUCUCCUUUCCAUAACCAACCUGGAUUUGGUUACCCUGUCGGCUGGGCUGAGGGUGUUGAGAAAUGGCACAGUGCUGGUGUCCCUUACAACAAGAUUGCUGGUGGUAUUGCUUUCUAUGGUCGUGCUCAAACCUUGACCGUAACAUCCAACCCCACUACUCAAUACAAUCCUGCUGUCUCUCCUAGCCCCCCUCUUGGUGAUUCUCUCGAUGGCCCAUGGACUAACCCUUACUGUUCCAGCGAUACCUCCAGCGCCUCUGGUGUCUGGAGAUGGACCAACAUGAGAUCCCAAGGUUUGCUUACCUCUCCUACUACUGCUGCUUCUCCCUGGAUCCGUAACUUUGACAACGUUACUCAAACUCCUUGGUUGUAUAACCCUACCAACAAGCAAUUCAUUUCUUAUGAUGAUCCCGUCUCUCUUGGUGUCAAGACCAAUCACGCUCUUAGCAAGGAUCUUGCUGGUCUCUUUGUCUGGUCCAUUGAACAAGAUAAUGGCGAACUUUUGAAUGCCAUUGCUCCCAUGAUUGCUGGUAACCCUAAGCCUACUCCGAUCACCACUGGUACUGUUGCUCCUACCUCUACCGCCACUGCCACUGCUACUAACACUGGUACUGCCACCACCUCUACUACGACUGCUACUCCUACCUCUGGUGCUGGUUGUGGCGGUGUUGCUGCUUGGAACGCUGCCACCGCUUACAAUGGCGGUGCCACUGUCUCUUACAAUGGUAAUGUCUACACUGCUCAAUGGUGGACUCAAGGUGAAACACCUAGCCCCACUGGUCCUGCUUGGGCCACCUGGAAGCUUGUCAAGGCUUGUUAA
Messenger RNA from Mucor velutinosus, 1542 nucleotides. RefSeq lists its product as uncharacterized. Gene Ontology annotation, biological process: chitin catabolic process; carbohydrate metabolic process. The record is from RefSeq and is a predicted model, not a curated record. Bases 1 to 1542 code for a protein of 513 amino acids. The transcript is spliced from 6 exons. NCBI's taxonomy places the organism in Eukaryota, Fungi, Mucoromycota, Mucoromycetes, Mucorales, Mucoraceae. Gene Ontology annotation, cellular component: extracellular region. Gene Ontology annotation, molecular function: carbohydrate binding; chitin binding; chitinase activity.